AUAUAAAAAAGCAGGUAGCCCUAAAUUGUGGUGUUCGGAAGAGGCAGCAGCAGAAGAUAAGAAGGAAGACGAAACGAAACUGCCUUCCCCUGGGGAAGACUAAUAAUCUAACUAUUCGAUUCACACCCGACCCGAUUUAUACAUCCAGAGAGAUUUGUAUCUAGAGAGAGAAAGAGUGAGGGACUUUCUCUCUCUACCAAUGGACUCUUCUUCUACCAACGUCUCAUCUCAACCACAACCGUCCGCUGAUGCCGCCGUCGAUCCCUUCCUGGUUGAGGCUCUUCAGAACCCUCGUCAUCGUCUCACCAUCCUUCGGAUGGAACUUGAUAUUCAAAACUUUCUGAAAAAUUCUGAUCAACAACAGUUUGAGUUCCAACAUUUUCCGACUUCUUACCUCCGUCUUGCAGCACACCGUGUUGCUCAACAUUAUGGUCUGCUUACUGUCGUUCAAGAUAAUUCUUUAGAUGGUCAAGGAACAAAAAUUGUUGUGAAGAGGCUGGCAGAUAGUAAUUACCCUGAUGUCUGUUUGUCGGAGAUACCUGUAAAACAAUCUGACAGUGAGAAGCUUGAGCAGAAAAAAAUUGUCAUAAGACCAAGGCCUAAAGCCUCUUCCAGUGGAUCUAGUGAGUUGGGGAAACGAAGUUCUGUACGAACUGUGGAAGAGAGGAAGGAAGAGUAUGACAGGGCAAGAGCUCGUAUAUUUAGCGGUCCUAAUAGUCCUGAGUCAGAAAGCACAGUGCCUCGGGUGCCUCUGGAGGUGAAGAAAGAAAAUUAUUCAGUGGAUGAAAGUGAAGCUAUAGGUUGUGGUGUCAAUGACUUUGACAGGAACUUUAGCGGCAGGGAUGGUGGUGCUCCUUCACGAGUGGCCAUUUUCAGAGAUAGGGAGAAGGAUCGGUCAGAUCCAGAUUAUGAUCGAAGCUACAAUAGGUAUGUCAGGAAUAUUCCCAACACUCAAAACCUGAACUUGGCACCUAUCAACAUGCAGACAUUUCAGCCUCCAUAUCUGCAUUAUGAUUCUCUUAUGCCUCACAUGGGACAGCUGCCAAGUGCUCAUGCUUCCAUUGGGUACAGGAGUCCUGUCAUGAACCCCUACUGUGCUAUUGGACCAAAUCAGACAUCAAGAGAUACUGUCUACAUGCAAUGGCCGUCUCAUGCAAUGAUGUAUCCGCAGCCAUAUGAUCAGUUUAGGCAUGCUGUUUUUCAGGCUCCAUUGUGUCAGCAGCCGCUGAGUUUUGAAUACUCCCAACACCUCUGAAAUUCUGUGGUAGCUUCAGAAGGGGACUAAACUGAUUCUUAUCAUCAUCUCUAUUUAUUUAGGGAUCCUCUUUUAGACUCAUUGUCAAGGAAUUUUUCUUUUUAGAUUUCUUAUUGAAGAACUUUAGUGUCUUACUUUUCGUUUUCUGGAUCUGAGACAUGAGAGGGAUGGAGAGGAAAUAUAUUAAAAUACAUUACUCCAAAAUACAUGUAUUAUCUGUAGAAUUACUAAAUGCAACUCUUUAUUUGGCUA
This is a messenger RNA of Daucus carota subsp. sativus, 1507 nucleotides long. RefSeq lists its product as uncharacterized. The coding region runs from base 200 to 1255 and encodes 351 amino acids. The transcript is spliced from 4 exons. Lineage: Eukaryota; Viridiplantae; Streptophyta; Magnoliopsida; Apiales; Apiaceae. The record is from RefSeq and is a predicted model, not a curated record. Gene Ontology annotation, molecular function: nucleic acid binding.